AUGGCUCGUGGGUGUCAUGGCUCCAAUGGAACGCGCAUGAGCAGCGCUCCCAAGUUUCAUUCGCGAUGGCUAACUUGACAGAAAAAGACUUUGCACCGCUGAGCGCGGCCUGCGUGAGGGCCUUAAACGACAAGCUGUACGAGAAGCGCAAGACAGCAGCACUGGAGAUUGAGAAGAUGGUUAAGGACUUCAUGAGCAAGGACAACGUGAUGCAGAUCCGUAAGCUGCUCAAGCUCCUCGGCCAGGACUUUACCCUCGCACACAAUCCCAACAGCCGCAAGGGAGGCCUCAUUGGGCUUGCUGCCAUGGCCAUUGCCCUAGGCAAGGACUCGGCGCUGUACGUGGAUGAGCUGGUCAAGCCAAUCCUGGCCUGCCUGAGCGACUCCGAGAGUCGUGUCCGGUACUAUGCCUGCGAGGCACUCUACAAUGUCGUCAAGGUUGCACGUGGCGCCGUCCUCCCCAACUUCAAUGACAUCUUUGACUGCCUCAGCAAGCUGGCUGCUGAUUCUGACCAGAAUGUCAAGAAUGGCUCGGAGCUCCUCGAUCGCCUUCUCAAGGAUAUUGUGACGGAGAGCUCAUCGUUCGACCUGGUGGCCUUCAUGCCGCUGCUGCGGGAGCGGGUCUACACCAAGAACCACUUUGCCCGGGCAUUUGUGGUCUCCUGGGUAUCAGUGAUGAACUCAGUGCCUGAUAUUGACAUGCUCAUCUUCCUGCCCGAGAUCCUCGAUGGCCUCUUCCACAUACUUGAAGAUCCCUCGGUUGAACUCAAGAAAAUGUGCGAGACAACGCUGAGCGAGUUCUUGCGCAACAUAGUGAAGCACCCUGACCGAGUGGACUUCGCUGCCAUGAUCCGGAACCUCAUCGUCCACUCGCAUUCCUCUGAGGAGCUGGUGCAGUACACGGCCAUCAGCUGGAUGCGGGAAUUUGUGGCGCUGUCAGGGCGUACGCUGCUGCCCCACGCAGCGGGCAUCCUGGAGGCCAUCCUGCCCACCCUCUCGUAUGAUGACCCCCGGCGACCUGAGUCACCCUCGCACGCCCAUGCCGCAGACAUCCGUGAGACAGCCAAGGCGGUGAACACGCGGCUGAUGCAGCUGGUCACCGAGGAGGACGACCAGCCAUCCUCCCACAGCCCUGCGGCGAGCGAGAGUGACUCGCCUACGUCACGCCGCUUGGGCGCGCACCAGAGAAUUGCGGGCGACCUCCAGCAAGAUGGCGUCACCGGGACGGCCAUUCCAGUUGUUACCGAACUGGAGCUGACACCACUGGUGAAUGUGCUGACGCGGCAGCUGAUGCACGUGUCGAUGCAGACUCGCAUUGCUGUGCUUCGCUGGUUCCUGCACCUGUUCACCAAGAUACCUAAUAAGAUCUUUGUCCACGUGGAAGAGAUAUUCCCGAAGCUGCUGCAGACGCUUUCAGAUCCCUCAGAUGAGGUGGUCCUGUUGGACCUUGAGGUCCUGGCAGAAAUCUCGUCGUCGAGUGCAGCCGGCGGCAGCGGCGCCACGAAACGGGCUGCCAGCAGCGGGGGCGGUGUCGGUGUGCCUGCUGGUGAUGCAGUUGCUGUGCCCAAUGGCUACUUCGGCAAGUUCAUGCUUUCGCUGCUCGACCUGUUCCAGUCUGACUUGCAGCUGCUUGAAGAGAGGGGCUCCUUCAUCAUCAGGCAGCUGUGCGUUUUGCUGAGUGCGGAGGACAUCUACCAGUCCCUGUCGGAGAUCCUGCUGGGCCGGGAGGACCUGCGCUUUGCGGCACACAUGGUGCAGACCCUCAACACCAUCCUGCUCACCUCCACUGAGCUGUUCGAGCUGCGCAACCAACUUAAGGACCUCAACACCAAGGAGAGCUGCUCGCUGUUUUGCUGCCUGUACCGGUCUUGGUGCCACAACCCGGUUGCCACAAUAUCCCUGUGCCUGCUCACCCAGAACUACGAGCACACCUGCUCCCUGCUGCUUCUCUUCAGCGACAUGGAGGUGACGGUCGAGUUCCUCACCGAAAUCGACAAGCUGGUACAGCUCAUUGAGUCACCGAUCUUCACCUACCUGCGCCUGCAGCUGCUGGACAGCCCGCAGCAGUCGUACCUGGUCAAGUCCCUGUACGGCCUGCUCAUGCUGCUGCCCCAGAGCGAGGCAUUCCACACGCUCCGCACCCGCCUCGCCUGCCUGCCACACCCAUCCCUGCAGCAGAUGGACACCGGAACCACCACUCGCAAGACUGUGGAGAACAGCAGUGCAGAGCGGUGCAAGUCCGAGAUAGACUUCCAGGAGCUUCUGGAGCACUUCCAGAAGGUGCAGGAGUCGCACAAGAAAGCCAAGCCAGCUGCCAGGCUUAACCAAGUGCUACGGCUGAGUGGUGUAGUGAACUCUGGGCAUCAGGCGUGACAGGACUUCAACUUAGGUGUCGCAAUUUUCAUCCAUGCGCCGAGCUCUGCAUUGCUGAGGGUCACACGCUGCUCACGUGUCACACUGGAGAGCGAACUCAACAAUUGCAUUCUUCGUGCUGUCGUGGGAACUGUGACCACACAUUCCUCGAAGCCACUUGUAAAAGUGGUGCCAGAAAAAAAACAGCAUAUUGCUGAGCGUUGCGUAGCAUCGGUACAUUUUCUAGUUGGUGCUUCUGUUCCUUUUAGUCAUUUUACCAUCUUCGGAUUGUCACCUUCGCACGCGGAUCAAGUUGUAGUAAUGGACACACAGACCCGACUAUAAGAGCCAAGUGUUCAGUGUGAUGAUGAGUUUGUGGUGACCGUUCCAAAUGCAGAAGGGCCCGUGAUGGCUUUCCUCAGAGGCUGGAACACAGAUAUAUUUUUAUGCAUUGAGUCUCUGCGAGAAAAACUGAUUCAUAAAAUUGAUGAUUGUGAUAGAGCGAAGUCUGGAACAAUGUAAACUUCCUGGUGUGUCCUUGACCAAAAGGCGAAGGACACACCAAGGCAUAUGCAUAAAUGUAUAAAUAUGAGCCUUCAUUUUGCAUGAUGCCCACAUGUGGUGUUUUUUAUCAUUGCUCAAGGAAGCACAAAGGCCAACUACAUAGAGAUUGUUGACUGCAUACAAAGCCUAGUUUGAGAUAGCGUACAUGUAAGCAGCCUUCUUGCAAAAUUUAAUGUUUAAGGUGCAAGUGGAUGCGUCGCAAAAAGCUUGCCAAAGUAGAUGUCCCUGAUACCAAAGUCUUUAAGAAUGCCGGUAUUGCCACCUGGUGGAAAUGACGCAGCAGCUAGAGUGUUGAGAACUAACGCAAUGCCUAGGCAUCACUGCGGACAUUGGGUGGCCGACGAGGUACACGGGAGACCUUGGAGUCCAUGUACAAGUACCCGUGUUGUGUCCUCCAUCUAACCAGCUGUGUGCAGUGCAGCGAACACUGGAAGUUUUGUCAGCCAAACAGAAUAAAAAAUCAGGUCUCCGUUCAUUGCCCGUAUCUGAAUGCGCUUCGUGCCACGCCGACCGCUUGUAUGCUUCACAAAAAGGAUUAGCGGUGCACAAUGGGCAAUAUGAACUGAAAAUUGGCUGACACGAACCUAACCUUAGCUACACUGCAUGUUAUUGCUGAGACAGCAUGGGUGUCCACAUUGUCUGUUGAGGUGUUAUUUAAAGGCCUCACACUAUACUCAUAGCAACUCAGCCGCAGUGAAAUUUUUUUUCAAUUGGCCUUUAAGCUCCUGUCCACCUUGAGAUGCAGAUAAUUUCUGUCAGUGAAUUACGAAAUUAUUUGAAUUUGCUGCGUUGCAAAGGAGGCGUUAAAUUCUAGUGACUGCCAAGUGCAGAUCUUAUGCUCCAAGUUGCUUUGCAAAACUUACAAAAAACGCAGUAUCAUGUGUGAAUCUCAUAACUGCACCACAUUAACAGAUUUCUAAAACUGCAUCUGUAGUUUUUGAAAACUGCUACUAUUUUUUAUAGGAGUUUAACACUCAUCCUUUGAAAGUAAGAAUUUAAUGCACAAUUUAUAUCAAUAUGAACAAUUUACCUGCCUUGAGCACUGUCAUCAGUUGCUGUUUAUAUUUUAUCAGUUGCUGUUUAUCUGUUUAAAAUUUUGUUGAAGUAAGUGGUAAUCUGCACUUAAAUAAUGAUCAGCUUUCAACAGUCACUAGAAUUUGAGCUUUUCCUUCAAAUGCAACAGAUUGAAUUCAGAUCAGUUUUGCACUUUAUUAGGGAGAACAUAUCUGCAUUUUGCUUGCAUUUGAACAGGUAGUAAAAAGUUAAAGCUUCCUCUAAAUGACAUCCACCUGUUGUGGAUUUAUCGGCUGCCUUAUGGAAAGUUGGGCAUUAUGGUGGACUGAGACACUUGUGCACAGUGUAUAACUUAUGGUGGCAUAAAUAAAGGUUGCCCUGUUUGUUUGUA
Molecule: messenger RNA, 4320 nt
Organism: Dermacentor albipictus
Lineage: Eukaryota; Metazoa; Arthropoda; Arachnida; Ixodida; Ixodidae
Product: protein VAC14 homolog
Biological process (GO): phosphatidylinositol biosynthetic process
Cellular component (GO): endosome membrane; PAS complex
Source: RefSeq, a predicted model, not a curated record